Molecule: messenger RNA, 4542 nt
Organism: Schistosoma bovis
Lineage: Eukaryota; Metazoa; Platyhelminthes; Trematoda; Strigeidida; Schistosomatidae
Source: the annotation of a GenBank genome assembly
UAAAAGCAUGAUUACAUGUAAUCAGGAAAUUUUUGUGGAUUUGACCAGUUGAGGUUUUCUUUUAUCAAAGUGUUUGAUAAUUAACAAAUUUUCCUUAUAGAAGAAGACUGAAUUCGUAGUGGAUUUUAAUCUAUUAUACAUUAACUAUUAUAUAUACUUAUAUAUAUUACUGAAAACUUGCGGACAAAUUGAAAUGUAAACUGUCUAUUAUCUAAUAAUACAUGGGAAAUAUUAAAAAACAAAUUAUAAUAUUCGAUUUACAAUUUGGUUACACCCAAAUUACAUUGAUACAACUAUAAUUGAGGGAAAUUCAAUUCAAAAUAAUGUUUGUUUAUUCGAAAUGAACUUGAUAAUUGAACAAUUAUAUAAAAUAAGAAAAUUGUAAAUUUUAGAAAAAGAAAGAGGAGAAGAAUUCAGAGUAACCAUCACCACCCACCCACCCACCCACCCACCACCACCACCACAACAACAACAAAACAACAGGAAUUAAAAAAAAACACACGAUUACUUCAAAUGUAAUAAAUCAAUUGAAUAUGGAUUAUUUACAGAAUUCAUUUAUCAAAAAAACACAAUUACAUUUUUAUCAUCAAUAUAUACUACUUAUUAUGAUGAUGACAUUACUUAAUAUUCAAUUAUCCUAUCAAUUAGAUGAUAAUACAAUAUGUCCAAAACAAUGUAUAUGUAGUUCCAAACGUAUGAAUUGUGAAUUAUCCGGUUUAAAUUAUUUACCAAUACCACCGCCAAUAUUACAAUUAGAAUAUUUAUUAAUACAAAAUCAAACUUUUAUGAAUACAGAAUUAGGACCAAAUGAAUUAUCUAUUUAUCGUAGUAUUGAAUAUGGUGGUCAAAUUCAAUUAAAAAGUUUACAUAUACGUUAUUGUAAUAUAAUUAGUUUAAAACGGAAUACAUUUCAAAUAUUAGGUAAACAAUUACGUUUAUUAGAUUUAACUGGGAAUCCAUUAAUACAUAUUGAAGAUUAUACAUUUAAUGGUUUAGAUCAAUUAACUUUAAUUAUGGAUGAAAUUAAAUUACGUAAUUUUCAAUUGAAUACAUUUAAUGGUUUAACUUCAAUGAAAAGUUUAAUUAUACGUAAUUCUAAUUUAAAUGAAUUACCAUAUCAAUCAUUAAUACAAUUAAUCACUAUGAGUAAAUUAAAUCAGCUAAUUAUUAAUGGGAAUCAAUUAAAACAAUUGGAUAAGAAAUAUGAUGUCAUCUUUAAAGAGUUGCAACAUUUUGAAAUUCAUGAUAAUCCAUGGCAUUGUGAUUGUCAAUUAAAUUGGCUUAUAAAACGUUAUCAAUCUAUGCAUAAAUCUCAUAGAAAUAAUACAAUAGAAAACAAUAAUAAUAAUAAGAAGAAUAAGUGGAAUCAUAAUGAUGAAGAAGAUGAUAAUCAACCAAAAUGUUCAACUCCAUUCUCUUUAGCUGGUUAUAAAUUUAAUGAUUUAAUUACUGAUUUAUCAGAGGUUUAUGAUUAUAAUAAUCCAGUGAUAAAUACAUGGGAAAAAUCCAAUUCACCAUUUAUUCUUUAUUGUACACCACCACAACUUGAACGUCUUGAUGUUGAUUUAACUCAUCUUUAUCAAAUGGAAAAUUCUAUGAUAAAGAACUCAGAUCAUCAACAAUAUCCUUCCGUUCGAUUAACAUGUUCAAUGAAAGGAUCUAGAGAAUUAUCAAUCACAUGGUAUUAUCAUAAUCAUAAUAAUAAUACUAUGACUUUAGUUAAUCUAUCCAAUCAUCAUAUCACACAUAGAUAUCCAAAUAAUAAACAAAUUUCUUAUACGAAUAAUGAUAUUAUUAAAGUAGAAAGUCAACUAGAUAUUAUAAAACAACAACAAAUUGACAAGUAUUCAUGUAUUGGAAUUGAUAUAAUUAGUAAUGUCACAGCAACUAUACAAUUACAAUGGCCAUUAUUAAAAAUCGAUAAUCAAUUAUCAUUAUCUGCAUAUAAUGAAAGUAAAUUAAAUUAUUUAAAUAAUUGGUCUACUAAUACUACUACUACUAGUAGUAGUAGUACUGCUACUACUAUAUCAUCAUUAUCUUAUACAAAUUCAAUGUUACAUAUAAAACAAUUUAGUUUAGGUGAAUUAAUAGCAGCUACAGCGGGUACAUUUUUAUCAACUGUUUUAUUAUUUUUUAUUAUAUAUCAAACAUUUCAUUGUAGAUUAACAUCAUGUGAUCAACGUAAAUUAUAUAGACCGCAUAAAACAGAUCAUAGUAGUAUUUUAGAAGUGCCUAAUCUAUCACCUGAUGGUGGUGGUAUAUCAUCAUUAAAUACAUUAUGUAAUAUAUCCAGACCAAAUACAAUUACAACGACGACGACGACAACUACCAGUACUACUAGUACUACUACAAUAACAACCACUACUACUAAUAAUAGUAAUAAUAGUAGUAGUAAUAGUUCUGUAGAAACAAAUCUACUACAAAAUUCAAUAACAAAUUGUCCUAUAAAUCAAUUAAAUUCUGAAUCUAUUUCAUUAACAACUAAUUUAUUAAAUACACAACAAUUUUUAAAUGGAUUAUCUGGUUUUAAUCAUGGUACAUUACCUGUAAAUAUAAGACAACAAACUAUUCAAACAGAAUUAGGUAGAUGUAUUCAACCAACAUCAAAUAGUACAAUAGGUGAUGGAAGUUUAAAUUCAAUGUCUUAUGAACCAAUAUCUUAUUCAGAUACAAAUAAUGUAACAUAUGAUGUACCAUGGAUAGUUAAUACUAAUACAAAUGAUCAUAAUAUAAAUCAUCAUAAAUUGAUAAAUAUGAAUCAAAGAAUAACAAAUGAACAAUGUAUACCAUUAUUAUAUAAUGGAUUACCUACAAAUCUAUCUAAUCCUAUUGAAUCAAAUUCUAAUAAUCUUAUACAUAAUGGUUUAUUUAUUCCACCACCACCAUCUAUUCCACAACCAUCAUUACCAAAUUCAUGUACAAAUUCAACAUUAUCAUUAAAAACUGUUACUAUUCAACCAAAUAUUCAAUCGAAUUUACUUUUUUUACAAUCUGGCUGUUAUCCACAAUUAAUGAAUUCUGUAACAACAAAUUCACAAUUUAAUCAGGGAUCUAUUGGUUUAACAAAUUAUUUAAAUUAUCAUUCAUAAUUUGAUAGAUUGUUGUUUAUUUAUUUGUUUGUUUGUUUUCCUUUCUCUUUCUGUUCAGUUGUUGGUUUCAAUUGUUGUUUACUUCUGUUUUUCUUCCAUUUUUGUCUUAAAGUGAGCAUGUUCUUUUGAAUCUAAUGUGAUUGUUUACUCUUAUGAUUGGUACUUUUAAUAUGUUCAAUAUCAAAUUAUUUAAUCUUUCAUUAGUAAUAAGAUUACAUAAUAUGAAUGAUUUAAGCAAUCCAUUACAUAAUCACAGUAUAAUGCUGUUUAAGAAUGAACAAUUUCUGUAAAUGUUUCUAAUUUUUUCGGGGGGGGGUUUGUUUUCUAGAAAAGAAAUAAAGAUAAACAAUUAGUAUUACCCAUCACACUAUGGGUAUGUUUCAUAAAUCAAUAAAAAAAAUCAAUAAAAUUGUGCAUUUUAUUUAUUCACAUUUUUGUGUAUACAUUAAAAUCAGAUUCUCUUAUUAUUAUAAACAUUAAAAUACUACUUAUAUAAAGAAAAUACACUAUUAUUAUAAUAAUAAAGUUUUGUUCUUUGAGCUGGAUGGUUUAAUCAUGGAAUUUUCAUUGUUCUUUUGAAUGACAUCAUCAUCACCAUCAACAGCAACAGCAGCACAAACUUCUACUCUAUUUCAUCUCAGAGAAUUAAAACUUCAUCGAAAACUUCAUACAUCUAAGUUGAGUUACAAUUCUUUUCUAUCAUCUAUCUUACAAUAUUAUAUGAACAAGUAAUUGAGAAUUUAUUCUCGUUUUGUUUUCUUCUUUUCAAUUAUGUAAUGUAUAUGUCUUUAAAAUGAUCUUAUGCUUAAAUUGAUAUAACUAAUGACAAUAUUAUAUAUGAGAUAUAUAAAAGUGGCUGUGUUUUUAUCAUUAUAACAUUAUAAUUAUUAUUCUUGGUAGUUCUUUUUUUGGGUGUGUGUGUGUGUAUUUUUUGUGUUUGUUUUUGGAUUGUUAUCACGGCAUGUACAUUUAUAAAUGUAACUGUAUACAUAUGAUAUUUGUUAAGUGAUAAAUUUAUUCAAUACUAUUAUUAUUAUUAUUAUUAUUACCACUACUACUGUUUGUAUUUAUUUCCAUUAUAUUCGUGAUAAGUUUGUAUUCUUCGUUUUCUUCAAACAUGAGAACAUGCACAUAUGGUAUACAUAUAUACAUACGCCUGUUACCCCUCGUGAAGGAGCAUAGGCCGAUCAUCAGCACUGUUAUAUAUAUAAAUAUGUCAGUGCUUGGUUAUAUAUUCUAUGAUUUGUUGUUUGAUGAUUUUCUUCAGUUAUUCUGAUUUUUCUUGAAACAAAAUAUCAAAACAAUGAACAUUAACUUGUAUUUAUGUAUUUAAUAAGUAAAAUAAAGUGAAAUUGAGAAAAAAAAGUCCCGAGUAAUUUCUUUUUUAAAACAAGGAAACAACAUCUGUGUUUUUAGAAGUUUAUUCCAAGAGGAUGAUGGUAAAUCAGUUGAU